AUGGUUUCUACCGAGCCCCAUCUUAAUUUCCGCUCUUUCGUCGAAGCCCUCAAGGCUGACAAUGACUUGAUCGAAAUCAACACUCCCAUCGAUGCCAAUCUCGAAGCCGCAGCUAUCACCCGUCGUGUCUGCGAGACAGACGAUAAAGCCCCCCUCUUCAACAACAUCAUUGGCUCCCAGCAUGGUCUCUUCCGUAUCCUCGGUGCACCAGCCUCGCUGAGAAAAUCCUCCAAAGACCGCUAUGGCCGAUUGGCGCACCAUCUUGCUCUCCCACCUACUGUAUCCAUGCGCGAUAUCCUCGACAAGAUGCUCUCCGCUAGCACCAUGGCUCCCAUCCCCCCUAAGAUCUUAGAGACGGGUCCUUGCAAGGAGAACUUCCUGGAAGGCGACCAGAUUGAUCUGACGAAGAUCCCUGCGCCUAUGAUCCACCAGCAUGAUGGUGGGAAGUAUAUCCAGACGUAUGGUAUGCAUAUCAUCCAAUCACCCGAUGGAUCGUGGACGAAUUGGUCCAUUGCGCGUGCCAUGGUCUCCGAUGAGCGCCAUCUUGCCGGUCUUGUCAUCGAGCCCCAGCACAUCUGGCAGAUUCACCAGAUGUGGAAGAAAGAAGGUCGUGAUGUCCCUUGGGCUCUGGCCUUCGGUGUUCCACCCGCUGCCAUAAUGGCUUCUAGUAUGCCCAUCCCGGAUGGCGUCAGCGAGGCUGAAUAUGUCGGUGCGAUGACUGGAUCUGCCCUCGAGCUCGUCAAAUGUGAUACGCAUAACCUGCUCGUUCCUGCAACUUCGGAAAUUGUCUUCGAGGGUACCCUCUCGAUCACUGAUCAAGCUCCUGAAGGACCAUUCGGCGAAAUGCAUGGAUAUGUCUUCCCUGGUGACACUCAUCUCUGGCCAAAGUAUACGGUCAACAAGAUCACCUACCGCAAUGAUCCCAUCUUGCCUAUGUCCUCUUGUGGUCGUCUGACAGAUGAAACGCAUACAAUGAUCGGCUCCCUCGCCGCCGCCCAAAUUCGCAAAAUAUGCCAACAAAAUAACCUCCCCGUCACAGAUGCCUUCGCUCCCUUCGAGUCCCAAGUCACCUGGGUAGCCCUUCGGAUCGACACAGCCCGUCUCCGUGAAAUAAAGACUACCUCGGUCGAGCUGAGAAAGCAAAUCGGUGAUUUGAUCUUCAACACCAAGGCAGGCUAUACCAUUCACCGACUCGUGCUCUGCGGUGACGAUAUCGACGUUUACAACGGAAAGGAUGUGAUGUGGGCUUUCUCGACUAGAUGCCGACCCGGUUCUGAUGAGACUUUUUUCGAGGAUGUUCGCGGUUUCCCGCUCAUUCCUUAUAUGGGUCAUGGCGCUCACUCUCCGACUCGUGGUGGAAAAGUUGUUUCUGAUGCCCUUCUGCCUGCCGAGUAUACGACUGGUAGAGAUUGGGUGUCUGCGGACUUUGAGCAGUCUUAUCCUGAGGAGUUGAAGAAGAAAGUUUUGGAUAAUUGGACCCAGAUGGGAUUCCGCGAGGAGUGA
Molecule: messenger RNA, 1503 nt
Organism: Penicillium robsamsonii
Lineage: Eukaryota; Fungi; Ascomycota; Eurotiomycetes; Eurotiales; Aspergillaceae
Product: UbiD family decarboxylase
Exons: 2
Coding region: 1-1503 (500 amino acids)
Biological process (GO): cinnamic acid catabolic process; ferulate metabolic process
Cellular component (GO): cytoplasm
Molecular function (GO): carboxy-lyase activity
Source: RefSeq, a predicted model, not a curated record